AUGGAGACAGAAAAGGAAGCUUUUGUGACUUUGUUGUCCAUGUUAGCAGCCGUUGUGCAGUUAAACUCUGUACUUUAUAAUACCACAGCUGCCUAUAUGCGUAAGAGGCAAGCUAUUAUUAGCGCAGUCUGCAGCUGCAACAAACGGCAAACACACGGCAAUAAACCGCAAACAAACAGCAACAAAACGCAAACAAACAGCAACAAACCUAAUGUCAAGCGUCGUAAGCCAUACAAACAGCGCCGGUUUUGGAUAAGACCAGGAAGAACCAGCGCGUGGUGGGACAAGUUUGUGAAUGAAGUUGUUGCUCCUGAAGAAUGGCGACAGAACUUCAGGAUGUCCAGAUCGUCCCUCAUCCAGCUCAGCGAAAUACUACGUCCGCACGUGGAAGGUAUAACGACAACAAUGAGGGCGCCCGUGAAUGUCCUCACAAAGAUAGCGUGUACAUUAUACUACCUGCGUGACGAGGGAAGGCUCCGGGAAACGGCUAAUGCGUUUGGAUUAUCCAGACAAACUGUUUCGGUCAUGAUACGAAAAGUGUGUAAAGCCAUCACCGUCGUUCUGGGACCAGACUACGUCAGGACCCCAAAAACGGAGUCUGAAGUUAAAAAACUUGUCGCGAACUUCUACAAGACGCACGGCAUGCCGCAGUGCUUGGGUGCAAUCGACUGCACGCACAUCGAGGUCAAAACCCCUGUUUGUAAUUCAGCAGAGUUUAUUAACACAAACAGAACGUGCUCUUUAAAUGUGCAAGCAUUGUGUGACCACAAGUACCGUUUCAUGGACGUUGUUGUUAAAUGGCCGGGCAGUGUACCUAACGCGCGCAUAUUUGCGAAUUCACAACUGAGUUGCGACCUAAAAGAUGGGACGAUUCCCUCCUGCCCCAAACAACUGUUGGAGGAUGAGGAGCCUAUUCCCGUGUUUCUUCUGGGAGAUCCAGCGUAUCCCCUAAUGCCAUAUCUCAUGAAAGAAUACCCCAAUGGCGGAGAUGCCCCACAGGAGCAGCACUACGGAGUAUCGCUUAGCAAGGCGCGCACGGUGAUCGAAUGCGCAUUUGGACGCUUAAAGACACGGUUUGCGGCUCUGAUGGGAGCCAUGGACAUAAACUUAAGGGAUCUCCCUUUUGUUAUUUAUGCUUGCUUUGUAUUGCAUAACUAUUGUGAAACGCUACAAGAACCUGUUGACGAACUAUGCGUAAAUGCCGCUCGGCAAUACGAAAGAGACUUUCAGCCACCCGCCAGAGUGCACGAGGGAGCAGACGCCACUGAGGGUGAACGAGUGAGGCGCGUGUUGACAAGAUUUUUUACGCAAAAUCCACUUGAGCAGCCCACCUGUAAAUAA
This is a messenger RNA of Misgurnus anguillicaudatus (oriental weatherfish), 1341 nucleotides long. The record is from RefSeq and is a predicted model, not a curated record. Lineage: Eukaryota; Metazoa; Chordata; Actinopteri; Cypriniformes; Cobitidae.